CUUACUAUAUGUGAUAGCUUUGUUGGGCUAGAAUGGAUUUAUAAAAAGAAAUGUAUGCCUAAGUUAGUUACAUACAUUUGGGAUCAGUCAUAAGAUACUGACGCUGCACUUGUGAGAUAUGAAAUAAUUGCUAACGUCUAAAUUUAGAGCUGCACCCAUGAACGUAUUCGAUAUAUGUUGAACGUAUUUGCAUUGCCAGCCCCCAGCCGACAAGUCACCAUUUAAAAAAAAGGAACCCCGAAAACACUACUUUCAUCUCGAAUCAUCAUGACACCACCUGUUACAAUAAUCUACAUCAUAUUCCAACGAAUACGUUUCGCUCAGAAGGGAGUAUAUGCAGAUCAAUGUUUUGAAUUUUGACAUAGAUUGAUUUAUGGACAAUGAUAUUGUAGUGCCAAGCUUUUCAAAUGUUUCAAAUGAACAGGUACACGCGUACGUUUAUAGGACAGAUGUAAACAAACAGGUGAAGUUGGUUACAUUAAAUUUUUCUCAUGCAGAUAAAAAGAAAUGGAUGACAAAUCAGAUUAAUCUACAAGAAUUAACGUCAUGAGAUAAUGGUUGACUGAGGAGAAACACUAAUAUGGCUGAAGAUAGGGAAAUAAUGCGAGAGAUCUGGGACGGAAGAAUACCUGUUUGUUUCUCUAUAUCUCUGGAGGAUGUGGAAUCAGAGGAGCCUGAAUCUGUCUAUCUGAUGAUGCCUCGUCUAAGUUACUUCCCUUUGGUGACCGAUAAAAUCCAAAAACAUUUUGUUAAAUAUGUUUCUUCUGAAAAACAGGGUGAAAUGUGGCUUGAAUAUGAAGGUCAGCCAUUAAAAUGGCAUUAUCCUAUUGGUCUCCUGUUUGACCUGUUUGCCUGUAAUGACACUCUUCCUUGGUGUGUUACAGUACAUUUCCAGUGUUUUCCUGAAGAGGACUUGCUACAUUGUAGCAGUAAGGAAGUGGUUGAGUCCCACUUCAUUUCUACAGUAAAGGAAGCAGAUACACUCAAACAUCGUGGCCAGGUUAUUAACAGCAUGCAGAAGCGUGACCACAAGCAACUCUGGUCUGGUCUCCUACAUGAAAAAUUUGAUCAAUUUUGGUCAGUUAAUAAGAAAUUAAUGGAGUCCUCAGGAGAAGAUAUGUUUAAAAAUAUUCCUUAUAGACUGUAUUUGCCAGAGAGGUCCUAUAUACAGCAGUUAUUUCGACCUGUGAAUACAGAAGGGAACAAUCAGACUCUCCGUGACCUCCUCAUGGAAGUUGUGCCUAACAUGUGGAGUGAAGAUAAGACAUUUUCUAGAAGAGUUGUGCUACAUGGAGUGGAGCCUUGCCUUGAUACACCUCUGCUUUGGAUGUCUGAACAUCUUAGUUAUCCUGACAAUUACCUCCACUUAUGUUUACUGGACAGACCUAAAGUGGAAAAGGGAUGACAGUGUCAUAGCUCAUUAGUCCAUAAUUACCCUAAUUAAUCGAACCAUGCAUUACAAAGAGGAUAUGAUGUGAUCAGUAAAGUCAACCAAAGUUCUGUGUAUAUAUCCGUGUUGAGGACAUUGUUAAAUGCAUCAUGCGUUUCAAUUCAUCCUCAAGUAUGACAGAAAUAGGUAAAGGUCAGUGCAUAUUCUUUGAUAAAUGCUGUUUGUGAAAAAAGAAAUUGUUAUGUGACUCAGCUCUCUGUCAAGAGUUGUUUUCAUAUUCCCUAAAAUACAAGAAACAGUACCAGAAGUGUUAGAUUCUGCUUGAGGAGCUCCAAGAUCACAUGUUCAGAAUCACCGUCACUUUAGCAGAGAGAAUGCACUAAAGUUAAUAGGUAUCAUUAAAUCCAAUUUUUCCUUUAAAGACUUUGAAAGCAUAAGCUAUGGAUAUUUCAUUAAAACUGUGAGACAUAAAGUAUGAAAACUUAAAAUGUAAGUUUUGAAAUUGUUUUUAGUAAAUAUUAAAUUAAGGUCUUAUAUUUAGCACAAAAAACAAAGCAUCCUUAUUAUGAAUAUUUAAUGAAAGAAAAGAUAACAUAGCAAAUACUAUAAAAACGAAUUCAUGAUGCAAUUACUGACUUCCUAUUCAAUGUCUAAAGCAAAGCAUGAUCACUUGCUUUUUCCAAAUCAGAGAACUUUAAUACUGUAUUUUAAGCUUUGUGGUACUGUAGUAAACAUAUGCCCUUUUUAAUUAUCUGUUUCGGCAAUGCUUUAAGAAUUUCUUGACAGGUAAUCAAGUUUUCAUAUCAGGUAGAUUGUUUUAAAUUUUGAUAAUUUAUCAAAGUAUAAAAAUACCUUUAAACUCAAAUUGAUGUAUCUACCAUGAAGUGUGGAGAUAUUUAUAAGUUAUAUUGUGUAAUAGUUUCUGUUGUAGAGUUCUGUCAUGAAUUAUUGAAAAUUGAAAACAGAUCAAGAUCCAAGACAAAAUGAAAAAGUUGGAAAAAUUAAUUAUUUUCCCUUUUCUCUCACUCUUACAAAUUUUAAGACUGAGCUUGUAAUAGUAAUGAAAUUCAUAAUUAUAAUAAUCUUAAUAAAAAAUAGGGACAUCAUUUAAAAUGGUAUGUAGACAGCUAUAAUGGGUAGGUUGUAUCAUAAAUUUUAAUCAUUUUGCUAAUAGCCUAGUCUUAUUUGAUCCAUAUUCAUAAUUAUGUUUUACAUACAAAAAAAUUAAUGUAUAAUAUUUCAAAAUCUGAAAAAAAAGAAAGAAAACCAUGGGCUUAAGAAGGACCCUUACCGUUGUGUUUAUUUCUGUUGAGUAACUUUCUUCAGUAUACGCAUUAAGAUAACAAUUAUCCAGUAUUAUUUUUUAUUUUACACCUACAAGUACAGAGUAUUUACAUGUACAAUGACAUCAUAAACUACUUGUUUAAGUAUCAUUAGCUCUAUGUCAGUAAUGACUGAGUUGUCAGAUGCCAAAAUUUAAUAUGCUACAUCUUGAUAAUUAAAACAGAUAUUUGUGUUUAAACCCAAUAGUCAAUUAUCAUUAAUUGUUUAUUUUAAGAUUAUGUUUUACAACUGCCCAUGAAAUGUUAAGGUUUAAAAAUCGAAGUAUUCUUAAAACAUCUUUAUAUAUUAUAUACAGGGGAAACAUUUCACUAAAGUUUUUCCACACAUGCGAACACCUUUAUUCCAGUGUUAAAUUCAUCUCAAUAUACCCAGGGUACUUUUCCUAUCAACAGUUGUCUUUUGUGAUCCUUCAUUUCAAUAGAAAUAUCAAACUUUAGCCCAACAUUCAUACUCACCCACUUAGCAAGAGUGCAUUACAGGGUUAGAAUGCAGUGAAACUCCCCUGUGUACAGUAUAUAUAGUAUUCGUUUCAGUUGUGAUUUAAGUAUAACUUGAAUUACAAAUUUGUUGUUGAAUUUUAUGUGAACUACGGUUUUGUAAGGGUGGACAUGUGAAAAUGAUUAUUUUUAAAUGUCAGUACAUUGUUUGUAUUGUGUAGCUGUCGUUUGUAAGGUAUAACAAUUGCAUGAACAGAUUGGUCAACAUAAACCAUAUCUUAAAUUUGUUUUAAAUCCACUAAGCGGAAAAUAUCUCCCUUAGCACAGGUAAUUUUCAUUUAAAAACAAAUAGAAAGGUAAUUGUAGCCAGUACCUGGGUGUCUUUCAUUUCAUUAUAGCUAUUUCCAUUCAGUGACUGAUUCGUUUUUCACUCUCUUAACUUGUUAUAAAGAAAAUCAAACCCGAGUAAUAUAAUGUUGAAAUCCAGUAUAUUUCCAGUAAGGAAAAGUUAGAUAUAGUAAUAGGUUUUAAUGUCAUGAAAUGUGAUGAAGUGAUUAGUAUAACGUCUCGCCACGUGGUGAAGUGAUUGGUAUGACGUCUCGCCACGUGAUUAAGUGAUUAGUAUAACGUCGUGAAACGUGAUGAAAUGAUUGGUAUAACGUCGUGAAACGUGAUGAAAUGAUUGAUAUAACGUCAUGAAACGUGAUGAAAUGAUUGGUAUAACGUCGUGAAACGUGAUGAAAUGAUUGGUAUAACGUCGUGAAACGUGAUGAAAUGAUUGGUAUAACGUCGUGAAACGUGAUGAAAUGAUUGGUAUAACGUCGUGAAAUGUGAUGAAAUGAUUGGUAUAACGUCGUGAAACGUGAUGAAAUGAUUGGUAUAACGUCGUGAAACGUGAUGAAAUAGUUGCUAAUACGUCUCGCAAUGUGAUGGACGUUAUUGGUAAAGCGUCUCGACACGUGAUAAAAUGGUUAUCAAUUGUCCCGAAACGUGAUGAAGUGAUUGGUAAAACGUCGUGAAAUGUGAUAAAAUGUUUGGUAUAACGUCUCGACACGUGAUGAAGUUAUUGGUAUGACGUCUCGUCACGUGGUGAAGUUAUUGGUAUGACGUCUCGACACGUGAUGAAGUUAUUGGUAUGACGUCUCGUCACGUGAUGAAGUUAUUGGUAUAGCGUCUUGAGACCUAAUAAAGUGAUUGGUAUAACGUCUUGAGAUAUGGAAUGACUGCAGUUGUUUAGAAGUAUGUGGAAGCUUGUUAGAUUUGUUAAUGUUCCUUGAAAUGGGCAUUUGUAGUUCGAUUUCAGGUAUGAUUAGAAGAUUGUGCCGAAUCUUAAUCGAGCCUUCCAAACAUCUGAAAAUGUGCUAAUACACACAUAGGCUGUAGCAAAUUCGCAGGCCAUUUAGGUAUAUUUCAAGUGGGUAAUAAGAAGUAGGAUGUAUGUUGUAUUGGACCAGGUACACUAUUAAAAUGUGUCUCUGCUAUUAUAUAAUCCUUGCAUGUUCCGAGAACCUGUGUAUACUAUGUUAUAGAGACAUGUUGUUGUGGUUCUAUAGCUAUCUAGUUUGUAAACAGAACAAUGAGUCACUUACUUAAAUAAAAAUUGGCACCAAUCAGGCACCAGUCAUUAAAUUGUAAUUAAUACAACUGAAUGCUUCAUGGAAAAGUGCAAGGUUUCUUUCCCUUUUCCUCAUACCCUUACUAACAGUUCAAAAUUCUGGUCAGUUUGGAAAUCAUUGGACAUCUACAGUGGUGACCAAUGAGUAUACACUAUUGUAUUAUAAAAUUAUGGAAAGAAAGUUGUUUUGGUCAUAGAACAAUACAAUAUGAUAGUAUCAUGUGGUAGAGAAGUGUAAAAUAUAAACCAGGGUUUUUGUGUAUGUUUAUCUAAUGUAUAUCUAUAUUAUUGUCGAUUUUAGUAGUUAAAGGCUGCAAUAUGUUUGAACUGUUUUUGAGUGGAUGAAUGAAGAAAUACUAUUACAAUAAGUCUAUAAAUUUGACGUGUACAAG
Messenger RNA from Pecten maximus, 5178 nucleotides. Its product is annotated as autophagy protein 5-like. The record is from RefSeq and is a predicted model, not a curated record. Gene Ontology annotation, biological process: autophagosome assembly; cellular response to nitrogen starvation; nucleophagy. The coding region runs from base 581 to 1405 and encodes 274 amino acids. NCBI's taxonomy places the organism in Eukaryota, Metazoa, Mollusca, Bivalvia, Pectinida, Pectinidae. Gene Ontology annotation, cellular component: phagophore assembly site membrane; cytoplasm; Atg12-Atg5-Atg16 complex. The transcript has 8 exons.